This is a messenger RNA of Callorhinchus milii (elephant shark), 2156 nucleotides long. It is a transcript of the gene sp2, whose product is annotated as sp2 transcription factor. Gene Ontology annotation, molecular function: RNA polymerase II cis-regulatory region sequence-specific DNA binding; DNA-binding transcription factor activity, RNA polymerase II-specific. The record is from RefSeq and is a predicted model, not a curated record. The coding region runs from base 155 to 2053 and encodes 632 amino acids. Gene Ontology annotation, biological process: regulation of transcription by RNA polymerase II. NCBI's taxonomy places the organism in Eukaryota, Metazoa, Chordata, Chondrichthyes, Chimaeriformes, Callorhinchidae. The transcript is spliced from 6 exons.
UGUUUUUAUUUCAGAUUUCCAGCAUCUGCAGUAUUUUGCCUUUCGUUGAUUAUGAAAAAUGACCAGUCUGAUGAGGUAUUAAAAGGUAGUUGACUCUUGUGGACCACAUCCUAGUACGAGUCGAUGUCUUCAACAGGAGGACCAACAAGACAGUAUGGCUGCUACCGCCGCUGUUAGUCCCAGUGAGUACCUCCAGCCAGCAGCCGCUACCGUGACUGAGGAUACACAGCCAUCGCCACUUGCUCUCCUCGCUGCCACCUGCAGUAAGAUUGGACCACCAGCCGCAGAAGUCGGGGUCUCUCCGUCACCCGUUGCGGUGCAGGUGGUGGCCAAAAAGCUACCACUGUUGAAGCCCGCACCAGCGCCCAACGGACAGAGUGGCAGCAACAUUAGCUUUAUAUCCGCCAACGGAAAGGUUUUUCAGAUCCAGGGGUCUCAGAUCAGCACUCCCACCAUUACCUCUCCUGGUACGGGACAGUUAGUUUUUGCCAUUCAGAAUCAGCCAGUCGUCCAAAAAGCUUCCCGGCCGACAGGGAACGUUCAAUAUCAGGUGAUUCCCCAGGUUCAGACCAUCGGUGGACAAUCUGUUCAGAUUGCCAACAUCCAGCAGAAUAUGACGAGUCAGAUCCAGAUCAUUCCAGGGACCAACCAAGCCAUCAUAACCACAGUCCCUGUGACCAACACCCAGAAAAUCUGUCCCCAGUCAAUGCAAAUCAAACCGGCCGUGUCCCUCCCCGUCCAGGUGCAGAAGAUGAACGUAGGGGGCACAGCUUUGCAAACCCCAGGCAAUGUCAUUAAGUUGCAGGGUGGUGGAAAUGUGGCUUUGUCAUUGCCCGUCAGUAACUUGAUGGGUGCUGGUGAUGGAACGACAAUCCAUCUGACCGGAGACACAAUAUGUGCAGCUCCCUCAAAGGUAGGCAAACGAUCCCGAAGGAAAUCAGCAAAUACACAGGCGGUAGCAGAGACGGUGACCUUGGUGGAGAGCUCCGCGGGCAAUGCCAUCCAAGCAGGAUCCAACAUGCUCUUUGUCCAGAGCCCAGGCUCCAAUGUUCUGCAACAAGUACAGGUGUUGAAGCAGGAGCAGGGGAUGCAGACCAUUCCUCAGCAGGCCAUCCGCGUGGUCCAGGCAGCCUCCAUGAGUGGUCACACCCUUCCCACCGUCCCUCAGAAAUCCCCUCAGAACUUCCAGGUUCAGACGAGCGAGCAGCCAUCCACUCCGGUGAUCAUCAGAGCCCAGUCGGUGACCCCUUCAGGGCAGGUCAACUGGCAGACCCUGCAGGUGAAGAACACCUCAGCAAUUCAGCAAGCUACCACCACCACCACCACCACCUCGGGGGGCAGCUCUUUACCACGGAUCGCACCAGCCGGAGGAGGGAAGAGAUCCACCACGGGGUCUAUGAUCCGCAAAGGGAAUGCACUGCCCAGGAUUGCGCCAGCUGGCGGCUCUAUCAGCCUGAACAAUGCACAGUUUGCUGCAGGCCAGACCAUCCAGACCAUCAGCAUCAAUGGAGUCCAGGUACCAGGAGUUCCCGUGACAGUCACCAAUGCAGGAGGACAACAACAGUUGAACAUGCAAACGGGCGUUAUGUCUCCGGUGUCUGCUAACAACAUUACCAUCAGUGGGUUGAGUCCAGGCCAGAUCAGCCAAUUGCAGAUGGAGCAAACCCUGCCCUCUGAUGAGAUCCAAGGGCAGCAGAAUAAGAAGAUGAAGCGAAUGGCGUGCACGUGUCCAAAUUGCAAAGAUGGCGAGAAAAGGAGUGGAGAGCCCGGGAAGAAGAAGCACAUUUGCCACAUUCCAGGUUGCGAGAAGGUAUUUCGGAAAACAUCCUUGUUAAGAGCGCACGUUCGCUUACACACGGGAGAGCGUCCGUUCGCCUGCAACUGGUUGUUUUGUGGGAAGAGGUUCACUCGCAGCGAUGAGCUACAGCGGCAUGCCAGAACUCACACAGGUGACAAGCGCUUUGAGUGUGGACAGUGUCACAAGCGUUUCAUGAGGAGUGACCACCUGACCAAACACUACAAAACACACUUGAACACAAAGUACUUGGUAUAAGACUCCGGUGUGGGGGACCGUCCGGCUCCGGCACGGCCCAAAAUGGAAAUCGAACAAUGUUUUGUGUUGUUUUUUUUAAAAAAAAGUUUUCGCAGUAUAGCGG